CUAGGGGAGACAAGCUACUUCACUUGGUUGCAGGAUGUCGUCGUCGUGGGUGGUGGAUGUCGACUACCCUGAGCCGCGGGCAAACGUGGAGGGAUGGGUUGUGGACAUGGAGAAGAAGCUCGAGGACGCGGAGCCGCCGGCAAAGGUGCAGAGAUGGCCGAAGCACUGCAUCUUCCGCGUCCCAUUGCGCUUCACGAGCAAGAUGGUGGAUGGAAUGGCGAGCAGCGUAUUCAAGCCGCAGACAGUGUCUCUUGGCCCAUUCCACCACGAUGACAAGGACUUGAAACCCAUGGAGGAGCACAAGCUGAGGGCCGUCCGUCACCUCCUCCGUCGGGACCAUGCUGGUGGGGACAGCAAACUGACCCUCGGCGGGCUUGUCGCCGCCAUGGAGACGGUGGCCGACGAGCUGGAGGACGCCUAUAUGGACCUGGGUGACGAAUGGAGGGGCGAGGAGAACAGGGGCAAGUUCCUUGAGAUGAUGAUCACAGACGGCUGCUUCCUGCUGGAGGUGAUGAGGAUGGCCAUAGGGGGGAAGGGCUCCAUUCCCAAGGACUACGAGCAUGGUGACCCCGUCUUCAGCUGGCACGGCAUCCAGCACAUCGGACCAUUUGUCCAGCGCGACAUGCUCCUGGUCGAGAACCAGUUGCCACUGAGGUUGCUCGAGAAGAUCGUCGCGGUGGAGGAAGGGACAUCUCCGAGCGCGGCUUCGAUAAACUCCAUGGUGCUCAAGUUCCUGGAAAGGGAAGAUGCCUCGGAAGGGACCGGCCUAGGACUCCACCCGCUCGACAUCUACCGGACGAGCCGGCUCAAGGGCACAAGUCAGGUCAAGAAUAACGGCAAGGGUCUUCAAAGAGGCGUGAAGAUGACGUCGGCGCCAACGGAGGUCGGCAUCUUUCGUUCGCAGAAAGUGGUUCCCCGAUCCGCAUGGAAGCUAUCGGAGGCAGGAAUCCGAUUCCUGCCCAGCAAGACAGGCUGCCUCGACGACAUCGAGCUGGACAACGGGAGGCUCUACAUGCCCAAGGUCCAUAUGGACGACUCCACCGCUUACAGGAUCCACAACAUGAUGGCGUUCGAGGCGAUGCACGUUCGCACCGGGAACGACGUGACGGCGUAUGUGCUGUUCGUCAAGGACCUCAUCAGCUCUGCCGACGACGUGCGCCUGCUAGGGAGGAAGGGGAUCCUGGAGCAUGACCUUGCCGAUGACGACGACGCUGUGGUGAGACUCUUCAACAGCCUCACCAGAGAUGUGUCCAAGAAUUGGGAGAGUCAUCUGUGCCGCGUGCGUGACGCCGUGGAGCACCACUACACCAGCAACCAUCUACGUGUCUUCCUCUAUGAGUCGUGGUCACACCUCAAGAGCAAGUACUUCAGGAACCCGUGGUCGCUGCUCGCCCUUGUCACUGCAAUCUUGCUCGUCAUCGGAGACAUAGUGCAGGCCGUGUAUGCAGUCAUAUCGUAUGAUCCUAACGAGGGCAAGCCCAAAAUACAUUAACCAGGAAAUGUUUCUCCUUUUUGCAAAGAAUAAAAAGUGAAAUAAAACCAGAA
Messenger RNA from Triticum aestivum (bread wheat), 1545 nucleotides. RefSeq names its product UPF0481 protein At3g47200. The record is from RefSeq and is a predicted model, not a curated record. Bases 35 to 1492 code for a protein of 485 amino acids. The transcript is spliced from 3 exons. NCBI's taxonomy places the organism in Eukaryota, Viridiplantae, Streptophyta, Magnoliopsida, Poales, Poaceae.